CCUUGGGGCCAGAAUCCUUCGAGCCGAGAUCUUUGGGGCCAGAUUCCUUCGGCAGAAAUCCUUUUGGGCCAGAAUCCUUCAGGCCCAGAGCUGCCGCGAUUCCUCUUGGCAGCCAGAGCUGCUUGUUCCUCCGAGGGUGGUGGAGUUCAUAAAAAAAAAAGUGGCGAUAACAUAUGGGUUCCCCAGCACAAAAGGCCUGUCUCUGAGGGGCUGCUGUUCGCGAGGGAUAAGACUCACUCAGUAUGUGUCUGCGGCGGGGAAGCGGGUACAGUAGCCUGUUGUUAUUAUUUUCUCGCUUGUAUUGUGAUAGGAAGGGAUAGAAUGGGGUGUUGUUGGUUUUUUAAGGCUUCAUCUGUUCUCAAAAUAAUGUGGGAGCCCACUGCCUUACUGCUUGGCUGAGGAUGUGGGUUGCUCUCGAGUUUGCUGAGCUGCGUUGGGUUUUUAGCGUUAUCUGCAAAGGUGUUUGCUCAGACUUGAAUACGAAUGUAGAGGCGGGGAGAACUGGGAUGUAUCCCAGUGUUUUAUUGUAGUAGGAUGCUCCUGCUGUUUGGAAAGGGGGAAAUCGUCGUGUUUGAUGGCGUUUCCGUAGGGAUAAUUGUUUUAAGUGGUUCCAGGCGGAUCCUGCGAGCAGGGGAAGCUUGCUGAAUCUGCUGGAAUUCGGUAUGGGAGAGCUUCACAAGCGAAAGCUUUGGCGCACGGGAGCCAGAGGAAGCUAGAUAACCUUUCAGACCGGUCAGCGUGCCAGUUGCAGCGUCAAGGCAACUAGAGUAAUCAUAAAAACUGGGGGGGGCGGGGAAGGUAUUUAAUAUUGUGCAGAUGUGCUGGCUUUUGCUUGUUCUAGGAAUCAGGGUAUUGCAUGGAUGAAAGAGUUAGUAAAGCAAUAUAUUGUUUUUAUAGAGUCAAGUGCAUGCCAGGUGCUUUACAGACGAGAAGAAACGGUCUCUGCCUUGGAGACUUUACAAUCCAUAAUGAGAUAUUAUUGAUCAAACCUGCUCUGAGACAGCUUUGCUAGCCCAUGGGGCUGCUCAGGUGGUAAGAUCUGGGACAAAUAUUUGCAUGGAAUGCAAGGAAUGUCAGUAGAGCAGGGCCAGGAGCUAAUUAACCUGGCAAUGUAGUGCAGCGUGUUCUUAUUGCAUGCUUGGGGUUAGGUUUGGUUUUAAUUUGGCAUUUUACUCCUCUGGUGUUUCUAAGGCUAUGGCUAGAAAUUUGACACUAAUGUUAAUAUAACAUCUGACAUUAAUUGCUUGAGUUGGAUGCUUAGGCAGCUGCUGACCAAACAAAUAGGGGUUAUUUUUCAGCCAGAUGAUUUUCCUGACCUGGUUCACCAUGUGACCACACAAACAAAUGUGCAAGAGCAGAACAGGGAGCUGAUCUUGGGGAAGAGGAGCAAUUGCUGAAGCUGGUAGUCCUGUUGAAAAGUGUCUGGGUUUUGGGUGGGGUUUUUUUCUGAAACUACACCCUAGCGUUGCAGGAAAAAAAGAUAUUAAAAAUGCUAUUGCUUGAGUUCUGACUUGUAGGAGCCCAUGGUUUAGGUGGGGAGCCAUCGGCCAGUUCUUUAAAGGUAAAUCAGAUUCCAAGUUUGGUUGAGAAACAAUGGUGAAACAAGAGAAUCUUAUUUCUUGAUAUAUACGUACAUACGUUUAUGUCUGAUUUGUCCUGUGGGAGCGAUUCUUGCAGUGGAUCAACAGACUUCACAGAGCAAGGUGGGGAAUCGGGUGAAGCAACACACUGGAUUGAGGAGCUGGUUCCUGGUGUCAGGUAGUAUUUAGAGGAAAAGGGGGACAGGGGCCUGAUUUCCAUUUACAGCUGUGAGCUGGGUGCCUCGGUCACGCUUCUGGUGUUUUUACGUGAUGGUCCUCAGUCUCUGCAUUCAGGGCAAUGCACUGCUAAACUCCAUCUCCCUAGAAAGUUUCAGUUGUCCCAGUUUGAUCCAGGUUAGAGUUUUCCCAGCUCAGAAACAAGGGUUGUAAAGCAAGACCUCAUAGAUGCUCCCUUUCUCGCAGCAGUGUUUUUCCAAGGCAAAACAUCUCUCUUAACAAGGGGAUUCUCAUAUUGGCAGCUAGUAGCUUGUCCAGCAAUUCCUUUGCAUCUUUUCUUCGGCCCAUCUGCUGCUCAUGGUAUCACGAGGCUCUGCCUUUGUGGCAGACAGGCGGAGUGGUGGACGAACCCAUCUCUUUUUUUGGCAUCUUAAUGUCGAUCGCUCAUAGGUGUGUUCUUACAAGCUUCCCUGUUGAAAUUUCAUGGUGGGAAAUGAUUUGCUAUCACAUGUCAUUUUGUCUCUGCGUCUCGUUCACAGUGCAGUUCUUGCUGCGGUAUUUAUGUGGCAUUUCUGCAUGUGAAUGACCUGCAGGCAAACUUUCGGAGGAACCUCGGAGCUUUCAUUGCCUGCGGAGCACGCUGCUAUCGUGUUACUGUUACUCAAUAAUCAGUUGGCCUGGACAUAGGUUGCGAAAAUUUAAACAAAUUGUAAACUGUUGAACUUUGCCCCAUGCGUACUGCUUAUUUGUCUGUCCUGUUCCUAUUGCUGACAGGGGAUUUAAUGAAAACAAAUCUACGUUAAAAUAAGCGACUAAAAUUCUAGCGCAGGAGAGCUUAGCUUGGCUGCUGUGUGUGAUGAUCUGCUUUGUAUUGCUGGCUCUUGUACUUGGGAUUUUUCAUCGGAGGCCAUGGAGCUUUCAGCCAAUGAGCUCAGCAUUUAUGACAAGCUAUCAGAGACAAUUAAUCUAGUGAGGCAGACUGGCCACCAGUGUGGGAUGUCAGAAAAAGCCAUUGAGAAAUUCAUCAAGCAACUUUUAGAAAGAAACGAACCCCAAAGGGGACCUCCACGAUACCCUAUCUUAGUGGUUCUCUACAAGGGCCUGCUCACACUGGGAUUGGUCUUGCUGACUGUUUACUUCGUGAUCCAGCCCUACAGCCCGCUGCCGCCUGAAGCUCCGCUCUCCAGAGCCCAUGCCUGGGGCUCCCUCAUCGGUCACAUCCGGCUGCUCUCCCUGCCUAUUGCCAAGAAGUACAUGCUCGAGAAAUGCCAGGACUGGUGGGCAGCAGGUUGCAGACAGAACGCUUCUACGCUUCCUGCAAACUGCACAGUCUGUUCUGCUGUGAAAAGCCUUCAGAUAGUGACAGACUUUGGAGAACUAUCAGAAAAGCUCCAGAGGUCUCAGCCUUUUCUAAUCAAGACGGGGCAGCGUCUCUCCUAUGAAGAACUGAAGCAUUUUCAGUCCCAGGAUCCAGAACUGUCAGAGGUUAUAAUAGAAGAAAAUUCAGCUGAAUUGUGGAGCUGCCCUUUUUUCUUUCCCUGGAACAAAUCUGUGAAUAAAACUCGGAUUCUGCAGGAACUUUUCCCCGCUUCCUCUUUGCUCUCCUUCCCCAAGACAGUGUCCCUGGAGAGCUGCUUCCUCAUCCGCCAUCCAGAUUUGGGGAAUAAGAGCUACAGUUUGCACAGCCUCUUUGCUGUUGGAAGUGGACAGCUCACCCUGACCGUCGUGCCUCUGGACGAGUGCAGAGGACACUGUGAGAUGUUCAAGGUGGAGCUGGAAGCUGGAGAUUUGGGUUACGCCAGCGCGGAUUACUGGACGAUGAGCUUCGUGGCCAGAGGGACAGAGCCGGCAGUGGUUUGUGAUGGAGCUGCUAGCUAAGGAUGGUGGGGUGGGAAAACAGAGCUGUUCCCAGGACAAGAAGACUUUCAGCUUUGAAGCCAAGGCAACAUCUUGAAAAAGAGCGAGCUGGGGCAACUGGGGCAGGCAGCUUUGCCACCCUGCAUGUUUACAGUGUUUAAAAAUGACUGUUUUCCUGACCCUUGAGGUAAUUCUUUGCCUUUCCUCAAAUGUAUUUUGGGAGAAGCUAAAGCUGUUCACGACCUUCCCUGUCCCCUCAGGUAAGCCCUGGGUUUGCAGCGAAGGGUUUUUUCCAGGAGCAGCAGAGGGAUUUCUCAGGAUGAGAUUCACUUUGUGUCCUUUGUGGAUUAUGGCACUUCUGAAACGUCGCGGGGAGGGGUUGGGAGUGGAGGGGGCGGGUGACAUUUCUGUGUACGUUCCUCCUGAGGAGGAAGCUUUGAGCCUGUCUUGUCGGGCCAGCUCUACAAAGGGAAUGAAUUGGUGAUGUGUCCCAACUCCACCCCCUCUCUCCACCGCGUACAUAGCUGUGUGCCUCAGAGGUGUACCCCGCAAAGCCGACCUCAGCUCCGUGCUCCAGGGCUGAGGUGAGCCUUGCAGCCUAGGGGCAGAGACCCUCACCCACUGCGUCGUUCUUGUACCAAAAGAAUCUGUUCAGGCCUCUUCUUUGUGUCUUGUGAUCACUCUUCUGUGGUUCUCUAUCAGCAGGUUGUGAGUGAGUCAAAUGGUAACUGUGGGUUUGGUUUUUCUCCUCCACCUCCUUUCCUAUAAAAAUACCGAUGCAUGUUUUGGUGGUGCUGGUGCUGGGAGUGCAGUAGUUCGGGAUGGAGGUGGGGCUGGGUGCAGAGCAGCUUCUGAUUCCAUCUUCUGAUUGUGCACCUAAGACACCAGGGCUCACAACCCUUUCCGUGUGCUCCUUGCUUUGAGAGAUGCUGCCUGCCUUCCCGGCCCAGGGUACCUACGGGAGCACCUGAAAGCUUCCUCGUCCCUGGCAUGUUUUUUUUGCAUCGACUCCUUCCAGACCUGGAACUGUGUCUUCAGAACGAACGUUGGUUUUUCCUGAGUCCUUUCCAAGCUGCCUUCGCAUGCUUCCUGUUGCUUGAGCACUGCUUUAUCCAAUGCCCUGAGAGAGGCUCGGGUUCAGUGUUUGCGGGCUGCGGAUGCUGCGGUCCCUUCCAAGUCUGAUCCUUUGGGUCUGAUCCUGCUCUUGUUGAAGAUCAUUUACAGAUGUGUCAGGCUGAACUCAUAGGCCAGAGCUGGGGUUCAGGACAUACUCUCACACUUGUUAAUAUGGAACUGGGAGGGGUUUUGUUUGAAAGCGAGUUAACUGUGUUCUCAGGAGCAAGAACCUCUUCUGUAAAUAUUUUAGGUACGCGUAAAAUGACAGAUUGGAAAAAUGUCUAUCCAGCCUUUGGUUUUGAGCAAGACCAGGAGAAUGGGAGCAAACCCUGUACUAAUCUUACUAGCAUCUGACAAAACUGCCAAGUGGGAUGACCAUGUCUGGUGCCUGUACGAGGAUAAGGCAGAGGACAGUUCCUGCUCCAAAGAAUUUAGUCUGUGAGGCCUUGACUCUGCAAAACGUUUCUAUGCAUAACCCUUGUUUUUCUCCUGUAAAAAAAAAAAAUGGGAACAGCCUCAGCACCCGUGUCAGUCUGUGUGCACGGCCCUCGGCAGUGGACCGACACGGGACCGACACGCAGCAGAUCUAGUAGAACCAAAGGGGGAGGGUCUGACUCUCUCGGGACAGAAAAGGACUAACCUAAUUUGUAGCAAAAUAUUAAAGGGAAUUGGACUUGUAAGACUUCCACUAGUAAUGUUAAUGUUUGGGGUGUGUUUUACAUGUGUGACACUACAUGCAAUCUUGUACAUGCCAAGACACACACGCCACCCCUCUCCCUCCUCUUAAAGCCUGGAUCUUAGUUAAUGGAAAUUCGGGAGUUUGGUGAUGGCAGAAUUAGGGCCUCGUUAGUGACCGUUGCUAUUUACGCUUUGGCAGCUUCUCAAGUCAAAUUCAAAGGUUGACGAGGUUAUUUCACCUCUUACUGGUUUUGUACCUGAUCCAUUUCUGUGAAGCGCUGGGUUAGAGGUGCGUACGGAGAGAACCCGCGGGACCCAUUCUUGCUGAGACUGCGGGUGCUUUGGCGAUGCUGUUACUUCUAAGUGUCCUUGAAUGUAACUUGUAAAAGAGCUGCGGAGACAAUUCUCAAGUGUCUGUGAAACGCCUGUGUUUUGUGAGUCACGCUUAAGCCAUUGUGGCCGUCUGGCUCCUUGGGGAAGAAGCAGAGAAAAUGGAUCUAUUUAUGGUUGCUGUUUAGAUUGGGGGGAGAGGGGGGUGGCGGGGGGGGGCUAGGGCAGGUUUGUGCCUAUUUAGCAAAAGUGCUCUCACGUAUUGCUUCUCCCCUCAAAGAGUUGCAGCUGGUUGGACAGAAGAUGGUGAGUCUGGACUGUUUGCAGAUCAGCUUUCCAAGUGCACUUUAGGGUCUCUGCAUAAGUUUCCAGAUCUGUGUCUAGGCGAUACAUUGCAUAUGUCCCAACCUUGCUCCCUUUGGAGUUUACAUCAUUUGUUUUUAAACUUCCAGUAUAUUUUCUCUUCCUCUUCCAAAAACUGUAAGGAAUUAGCUGCUAAACUAAAACAGGAGGGCAAUCCUCCUGCUGAUAAAGAGCUGAUUUUGGCCCUGAGCGCUGAGUGCGGAGCCCUGGUCUGUAGCACGGCUUCUAGAGCAGCUCCUGUCUUCAGCUGCCAGAGAAGCAGUGCUCGUGCCUUCCGCCUUGCAAUGCAGCGAGGAGCCGGGAUGGAAAACUGGGACGUGAGGCCGGGGUGGCAAAACUAGGAUGGGCAAAAGGACGUCUUGACACCUUGGCCAAACAGCUGCGAGUGAGCCUAGCUCAUCUUCCUCACCCAGAGCUCCAGCUUCACAGAGCCUCUGCGAAGGCUGCGGGAGGCUGUGACUUCCCCAGGGAGCCUGGCAGCUCCUCGUGGCCUGCCGAGGCUGAAGGGGGAGCGUGGCUAUUCCGGCAUCGCGGCGGCAGAUGCGAUCGGGUGAGUCGCAGAGGGUGUGUGUCCCUUCGGGGGCUCCCUUGCCUUCAGCUUCACUUUGGCACCUGUGCGUGUCCCAGCGCAUGUGCUGGUUUGGACAAUCCCCCCACUCCCCACCCCGGCCGGCUCGGGCAACGCGUGCAUCCCAGCUUUUCCAAACCUGUUUGUGUGCUUCAGAGCUCUUUGCCUGUGAGCCGGGAGAUGGGCUCCUGCCCACCCCGUGUCCCGGAGGCUGCAAAGCUGCUCUGGAAUCACGCCGGCGAGGUGCAGCGAGUCAGUCCCACCGGAGAGCCCGGCGGGCAGGGGUGCGGAGGGGGCAUCUUGCUGCUUGUCAGGGUAGGAAGCUGGGCUGUCGCCCAUCGGCAGGGCAGGAGGAUCAUGGUUUAAAGCUGGUUGCGAAAAGCAGGGGUCAUUGACCGUUGCUCUUAGUUCCUGAACUCAGGGUAACUGAAAGGAGGAGAAAGGAGCAGUAUUAUUUACUUCAGUACCAGGAAAUCAGCAUCUCCUAAGGAACCAAGCUGCCAGUUUCUAUUGAUUUUUUUGUUUUGUUUUGUUUUGUUUUCUCCUCGCUGGCAUUGCACACACUCAUUCCCCAGAGGCAGCUCUACAAAUCCCAACCUCAAACUCCCUUUGCAGCGCCCUGGAGAGCUCUCCUAGGAAAUCCAACCCUAGAGUCUGGGGGCCCUAGCUUCUCCUGCAAGUCCUCUUGCUGUAAUGGUCUGGCAGAGGAGCUGGUUUUACUGGGCUGGACAAAGCACCCCCCUUCUGGGGCUGGUCUCUGCAGCAGCCAGGCUCGCAGCGUGGGAACAGCCCCGGCGAGGGGAGGUGGGGGCAGGAGAGCAUCUCAGUAGCCAGGUGAGCUGUGUGAACGCCAGCAUCGCGGGAGGGUGAUCCUCCUGCCUGCAAAACCCCGUGUUCGCAUCGGGGACACCGCUGGGGACAAGGACGUUCGCACAUCGGCCAGUCCCAGGCUCAGUGGUUCACUUUUAGCCCCGCUGUCCCCAAGGGAACCAAACACUUUCGGGGGUGAGGCUGUUUGUGGGUGCACGUGGAGCUUCUGCUACCUGCAAGCCAAAUUUGCUCCUCUUCGUAAAUUUUAUAUGUAGAACUAUAUAUUCGCCUCUUCAGGAAACUCCUUGUAAAGGAUGGGUUUACUGUCCUGCUGAGUUAAACAAGGGAGAUGCUGGACUUCCCCUUUGCUUUGGCCAUUCAAACAAGUGACAGGUGAUUUAUUUUUAGCAUUAUCUUUUUGUCUACGGGGAGGGGAGCCGUGUUAUAAAGGCUCAGGGGCGCUGGGAGGUAAAGCUAUAUAUGCAUAAAGACUGUUUCAAUGCUGAACACUAUAAAUUCAGUGGUGGAUUCAAAAGAAAAAAAAGAAUGUAAAUAUGCACUUAAUGCAGAAUUUUAUGGAUGGUCAUAAUUUAAUAUAUUGCAAACUUUGUAAAUACUUGGGAAAAGCCUGUAAAGUGUGUAAAUAAAUGAGAUUUGUAUGUAAGAAGAAUAAAAAAAGUUUUUACUUUUUACAAUUAAAUACAAGUGUUAAUGCA
This is a messenger RNA of Falco peregrinus (peregrine falcon), 8195 nucleotides long. It is a transcript of the gene C16H6orf89, whose product is annotated as chromosome 16 C6orf89 homolog. The record is from RefSeq and is a predicted model, not a curated record. Gene Ontology annotation, cellular component: Golgi membrane; nucleolus. Bases 2667 to 3635 code for a protein of 322 amino acids. NCBI's taxonomy places the organism in Eukaryota, Metazoa, Chordata, Aves, Falconiformes, Falconidae. The transcript is spliced from 8 exons.